CUUUCCUCACCUUCCACAUGAAAGAUUUUGUUACUGAUACAUGGAUUGGAUUAAAUGAUAUAAAUCAUGAACUAAGGUUCCUCUGGACAGAUGGAACAGGAGUUUAUUUUACAAACUGGGCCAAAGGCUUCCCAUCAGGCCAUACGGAUCUAUACUCAUAUGAUGGCCAGGCUGAUUGUGUUGUCAUGAGAAACAACCCUGUUAAGGAAGCAGGGAAGUGGGCUGAUGAGAGCUGUGAUAACAACAGAGGAUAUAUAUGCCAAACUAAUGCAGAUGCUGAGUUUCUGCCUUCUGCAAGUUCAUCCCCAUCCAGCAUUAUCCGUUAUGGUAACAGUAGUUAUUUGUUCAUCCAUACCAAAAUGAAAUGGGAGGAUGCACGAAAAAACUGCAAACGUGAUCAAUUUGAUCUUUCCAGUGUCUUAGACCCCUACAGUCAUUCGUUCCUGUGGCUAAAGAUAUUAAAAUAUGGGGUGCCUGUGUGGAUUGGUCUUAACAGUAAUGUGACCAAUGGGCGUUAUGAAUGGAUUGAUAACUGGAGAAUGAAGUAUACUAAAUGGGCUGAAGGGGAGCCAAAACAGCAAAUAGGCUGUGUCUAUCUAGACAUUGCUGGAGGCUGGAAGACAGGAUCCUGCAAUGAAAGUUACUUCUCUGUUUGCAAAAAACCUGAUGUUCAAGCUCCCACCGAGCCCCCUCAGCUUCCAGGAAAGUGCCCUGAAUCAGAAGGACACAAGUCUUGGAUCCCUUUCCGAGGUCAUUGCUACUAUAUUGAAUCUUCAUCUACAAGAAACUGGGCCCAGGCAUCUUUAGAAUGUCUUCGACUAGGUGCUUCUUUGGUAUCGGUUGAAGACUCAGCUGAAGCCAACUUUCUGACAUACACCAUUGAACCACUUGAAGGGAAAACGUCAACUUUUUGGACAGGAAUGUACAGAAAUGUGGAUGGAGAAUGGCUGUGGCUAGACAACACUGCAGUGAAUUUUGUCAACUGGAAUGUAGGAGAACCUUCCCCUCAACAAAGUGAGCACUGUGUUGAAAUGUACGCAAACUCUGGGUACUGGAAUAAUAUCUAUUGCUCUUCCUACAAAGGCUAUGUCUGUAAAAAGCCAAAAACAACUGACAUGCCACCAGCAAGUGAAAUGCCACCAGCUGAAAUGCCUACAAAGGCAAUGACAAAGGAUGAGAAGGCUCCUACUCUGACCCAUGGUAAAACAGGAGUUGUAGUUAUUGUUGUCAUCCUCAUCCUAGUUGGAAGCAGCCUUGCAGGCUAUCUCUUCUACAAAAGAAGAAAGAAUCGCUUGUCAACAAAUGACAGCUUCGAGAACAAUUUGUAUUUUAAUAGUGAUGCAGUUCCUGGAACUAGUGACACAAAGGAUCUUGUGACCAACAUAGAACAAAAUGAACAUGCGACACUGUAAUGUAAUAAAAUGAAAUGUAAUGUAAUAUGUAAUGUAAAAUGUAAUGUAAUAAAAUAUAAUGUGCCUUGUUUUAAUAAAAUUAUGCAA
Cariama cristata (Red-legged seriema) is the source of this 1499-nucleotide messenger RNA. Its product is annotated as macrophage mannose receptor 1-like. The record is from RefSeq and is a predicted model, not a curated record. Gene Ontology annotation, biological process: receptor-mediated endocytosis. Lineage: Eukaryota; Metazoa; Chordata; Aves; Cariamiformes; Cariamidae. The transcript has 9 exons. The annotation marks the transcript as partial. Gene Ontology annotation, molecular function: signaling receptor activity. Gene Ontology annotation, cellular component: plasma membrane.